Molecule: messenger RNA, 2109 nt
Organism: Scleropages formosus (Asian bonytongue)
Lineage: Eukaryota; Metazoa; Chordata; Actinopteri; Osteoglossiformes; Osteoglossidae
Product: zinc finger matrin-type protein 4-like
Exons: 7
Coding region: 275-1009 (244 amino acids)
Molecular function (GO): zinc ion binding; nucleic acid binding
Source: RefSeq, a predicted model, not a curated record
GCAGCUCCUGAAACAACCUGAGGACCGUUGCGUGUGAGCUGUGCGUGAGCUGAGCGUGUGUGUGUGUGUGUGUGUGUGUGUGUGUGUGUGCGUGCAGGCUCUGCGCUGUUGCGCUCUUGCGCCCCCCGGGACGACGAUGCGAGCGCGCGGAGCGCACGGACUCGGAGAGCGCGUCCCCGCCGCACACACCGCGGUCCGCGGAGCCUCCUGCGAAGGACACUAGACGUCUGGCUCCGAAGAACACGUGUGUUCCACGUCCCAGAGUGGCGCAGAGAUGAAGUCGGCUGGGGCCGCCGACGGCGGGCUCUUCACCGAGAGCUACUGCAACAUCUGCAACGCGCAGCUCAUCUCCGAGUCCCAGCGCAUCGCACACUAUGAGAGCAAGAAACAUGCCAACAAAGUUCGCCUUUUCUACAUGCUGCACCCUGAAGACGGCGGCCCCCCCUCCAAACGGCUGAGGCCAGACAACGCGGACAGCGAUGAGAAUGCAGUGGACCAGAACAAGUGCUGCACCCUCUGCAACAUGUUCUUCACUUCAGCCAUCGUCGCCCAGUCCCACUACCAGGGCAAGACGCACGCCAAGCGGGUCCGCCUGGUCUUGGGCGAGCCCCCCAGCAUGCCUCCUCCCACAGACUGUGCCCCCGGCACUCCGCAGCCCGUGGACCUCGCCCUGGCCCCCGCCCCACCGCCACCGCCGCUCGUGCCCCCCUCGUGGCCUCUGCUGGCCAAUGGCGAAGCGGGGAAGUACUGCUGCCUGUGUGGGGCCUGGUUCAACAACCCGCUGAUGGCGCAGCAGCACUAUGAGGGCAAGAAGCACAAGCGCAAUGCAGCACGGGCAAGGCUACUGGAGCAGCUGGCGGGCAGCCUUGGUGCCACAGAAACCACAGCAGGCCUGCGCAGCAGCUACUCGUGCAGCAUGUGCAACGUGAUCCUGAACUCCAUCGAGCAGUAUCACGCUCACCUCCGUGGCUCCAAGCACCAGAACAACUUAAAGCAGCAUCAGAAAUGAUGACCAAUCUGCUUGGGUACCAAAUAUGACCCCUGCCAAAACAGUGAGGAGUAAUGGGAACACAGAACCUGCAGAAACUUUUCUGGCUCCUUGACAUCAGAGCAGCAAUCGGUACCUUUGGGAUUCAUUUCCAGGAACCAAUGACUUAUUAUGACAUUGUUACUGACAACAACAAAAUGACCAAACUGUCUUCAUAUGUAAAGGAGCUAUAGUAAUCACCUCUGCAACUGCUAAUCUUAAUUGAUGUCACUUUGAUGAAAAUCAUAAGGAUAACAACAAUUGCCACAUAGAAAUACUAAGGUCUAAAACUGAGGGUGGUGAUGUUCAGCAAAGCUGUGAAUUGCAACCUUCUAUCCAAGAGGAUAACAUUGGAGCACUUGAAGCAACAACUGGUUUGUGGCAGUUUGUAGUGCUAUUAUAUUACAUUCUGCCUGAUGGUUGACUGGUACAGGUGGCCUUUGACAAACACCAGAUACGGUGUUGCACAGGGAACCUGAUAGUAGCCUAAAGGGGACAUGGAUUCAGUCCUGUGACCUCAAUCAUGCAGACAUUCUCUUGGGGAAAAACAGUGGCAGCUUGCUGGGCUAAAGAGACUUACCUGGAAGAGUUUGAAAAAAUCAACAGAAAAAGUAGUAUUGAUCUUUUGACUUUAUUAAUUUUAACUGAUGAUGUCAUGAACACUAUAGACUUGAAAUGUAGUUUUGUGCAGGGAUGUGUCAUCUAAGUUAAAAACAUACAUACAGCAUAUAUAUAAAUGCUAGAAAAAUUCAGUUGUGUUUGUUACUACUCAACGCUCAAAUUUUUUUCAAGCUUGAGAGUGAUGCACUGCAUUAAAUUCAGCUGUAUAACUAUUUCUCCUGCAAGUUUUUCUGUGUUCUGAAACCUUAAUGAGCACAAUGAAAGACCCAGUCGCUUUCAGAGUUUUUGAGAAACGACAGUGUUCGGCAGCUCUCCGAAAGUGGAUGAUUGGUCAAUUACCAGUGUGCACCGGUUACGUCUUCUUGCAACUCUGAAUAGCGAUCGAUCCCGUUUAUUCUUUUAUGUGUGUCUGUGUUAAAGGCAAGAGGAGUGAAUUCAAAACAAAUGCAUUUCGUGGUGCC